This is a messenger RNA of Pezoporus flaviventris, 1559 nucleotides long. RefSeq names its product adhesion molecule with Ig like domain 1 (gene AMIGO1). Gene Ontology annotation, molecular function: protein binding. Lineage: Eukaryota; Metazoa; Chordata; Aves; Psittaciformes; Psittacidae. The record is from RefSeq and is a predicted model, not a curated record.
AUGCCGCAUCCUCACCGUGACCCCAUGGCGGGUACCGGCGCCCCGGGGCUCCUCCUGUGCGUGGCUCUGGUGGCGGCGGUGGCACCGCGGGGCACGUGGUGCGGGAGCUGCCCCCCGCGCUGCAUCUGCGCCUCCAACAUCCUGAGCUGCUCGCAGGCGGUGCUGAGCGCGGUGCGGCGCCGCUGCCGCGCUUCACGCGUGCUGGACCUGAGCCACAACAACGUGAGCCGGCUGCGCGCCGACUGGGCCCCGGGGCGCCUGGCGCACCUCCACGCGCUGCUGCUCAGCCACAACGGGCUCUCCUUCGUGUCCACCGAAGCCUUCACCCACGUCCCUCACCUCCGCCACUUGGACCUGUCCUCCAACCGCCUGCGCGCGCUGGAGGAGAACCUCUUCAGCGACCUCGCCGAGCUCGAGGUGCUGCUCCUCUACAACAACGAGAUCUCCACCGUGGACCGCACCGCCUUCGAGAACCUCAACCGCCUGCGCAAGCUCUACCUGGGCCAGAACCGCAUCGCCCGCUUCCCGCUGGAGCUGCUGCGUGACGGCAGCCGCCUGCCCCAGCUCGCCCUGCUCGACCUCUCGGCCAACCGCCUCCGCCACGUGCCCGUGGGCGAGCUGCAGGCGCUGCCCGCCUGGCUCCGCGACCGCCUCUACCUGCACGGCAACCCCUUGGCCUGCGACUGCGCCCUCUUCCAGCUCAUGGCCCGCGGCCGCCGCCGCCUCAGCGCCGUCGUGGACUUCCAAGAGGAGCUGCGCUGCGCGUUGCCGUCGGUCCCGGUACCCGUGGGCAUCCUGGCGUUGGCCGGCCGGGCGCCGCUCAACUGCAGCGAGGCGCGGGAGGCGGUGCUGGAAGCGCACGUCGGGGACACGGUGACGCUGAGCUGCGACACGCGGGUGCGCGGGGCCCGCAGCCGGCACUGGGUGACGCCGGCGGGGGAACGGGUGCUGCAGGAUGGGGGCAACGGGAGCGCGGCGCUGCUGGCCAACGGCAGCCUGCAGGUGCGGGCGUUGCGGGCCGAGGACGCGGGGACGUACGCGUGUUGGGUGGCGGGGCCGGUGCUCAACGAGACGCUCUACGUGGAGCUGCUGGUGCACAACUUCACCCUGCACGGGCCCCACGACACCCUCAACACCGCCUACACCACGCUCGUGGGCUGCAUCCUCAGCGUGGUGCUGGUGCUCAUCUACCUGUACCUCACGCCGUGCCGCUGCUGCUGCUGCCGCGGCGGCACCGACAAGGCCCCCCCGCCCCGCGACGACAGCAUCAACUCCUCGGUGCUCAGCGCUACCCCCAACCACGCCGCCGGCGAGCCCGCGAGGUCCCGCUCCGCAUCCGGGGCCAGCGUGGGGCAGAACGGGAGGUUCAAAGCCGGGGGGACGCCGCAGGUGCCCCCCCGCCACGGCGCCAGGGCGCAGAGGAAGGUGUCGGAUCCGGACUCGGUCAGCUCCGUCUUCUCCGACACCCCCAUUGUGGUGUAGAAAGAGGGGGGGGGGGCACCCCAUGUCCAGCCCCCUCCCACCCCCCUCCCAUUCAAUGGAUGCGCUGCGGGCAAAGA